Molecule: messenger RNA, 3916 nt
Organism: Podarcis muralis (Common wall lizard)
Lineage: Eukaryota; Metazoa; Chordata; Lepidosauria; Squamata; Lacertidae
Gene: FOXK2
Product: forkhead box K2
Biological process (GO): regulation of transcription by RNA polymerase II
Molecular function (GO): DNA-binding transcription factor activity, RNA polymerase II-specific; protein binding; RNA polymerase II cis-regulatory region sequence-specific DNA binding
Source: RefSeq, a predicted model, not a curated record
ACGGAGGGGGGCCCCCCUUCGGUCCCGCGCGCUGUCUCGGCCAAGAUGGCGGCGGGGACGGCAGCGGCGGCGGCGGCCGUGGCCCGGCUGGAGGGCCGCGAGUUCGAAUACCUCAUGAAGAAGCGCUCGGUGACCAUCGGCCGCAACUCCUCGCAAGGCUCGGUGGACGUGAGCAUGGGCCACUCCAGCUUCAUCUCCAGGAGGCACCUCGAGAUUUUCACGGCCCCGCCCGCCCAGGCCGCCGCCAACAGCGCUGCCGGCCCCGCCGCCGCCGCCGCCGAUGGGACCGGGCCCCAGCCCGAUGGUGCUGCCGCCGCCGCCACCCCUGCCGCCCCUGUACCGUCUGGCGGCGGGGGCGAUUUCUAUUUGCGCUGCCUGGGCAAGAACGGCGUCUUCGUGGACGGGGUGUUCCAGCGCCGGGGGGCGCCCCCGCUGCAGCUGCCCCGAGUAUGUACAUUCAGGUUUCCCAGCACAAACAUCAAGAUAACAUUUACAGCUUUAUCCAAUGAAAAAAGAGAAAAACAGGAGUCCCCGCAGUCCCCAGUGAAACCUGUGCAACCCCAGAUCUCUCCCCUAACAAUAAACAUUCCAGACAACAUGGCUCACCUGAUCAGCCCUCUCCCUUCUCCCACAGGAACCAUCAGUGCUGCAAAUUCCUGCCCAUCUAGCCCUCGUGGUGCAGGUUCUUCAGGGUACAAAAUGGGCCGUGUAAUACCAUCUGACCUACAUCUAGUGGCUGACAAUUCACAGUCAGAAAAUGACAAAGAAGCAUCUGGUGGAGAUAGCCCAAAGGAUGACUCAAAGCCACCUUAUUCCUAUGCACAACUAAUAGUACAAGCAAUUACGAUGGCACCAGAUAAGCAACUUACACUAAAUGGAAUUUAUACGCACAUAACUAAAAACUAUCCUUACUACAGGACAGCAGACAAGGGCUGGCAGAAUUCAAUUCGUCACAAUCUCUCUCUGAAUCGUUAUUUCAUCAAAGUACCACGUUCCCAGGAAGAACCAGGCAAAGGCUCCUUCUGGAGGAUAGACCCUGCCUCUGAAAGCAAAUUAAUAGAGCAGGCUUUUAGGAAAAGGCGGCCGAGAGGAGUACCUUGCUUUAGAACCCCACUGGGACCUCUCUCUUCUAGAAGUGCCCCAGCUUCCCCUAAUCACUCUGGAGUGUUAUCUGCUCACUCGAGUGGUGUGCAGACCCCAGAGAGCCUGUCAAGGGAAGGGUCACCUGUCCCAAUGGAACCUGAGCCGAGUACUAUCCAGCCAAAAUUAGCAGUAAUACAAGAAGCACGAUUUGCACAGAGUGCCCCAGGAUCACCCUUAUCUAGCCAGCCUGUUUUAAUUACUGUACAGAGGCAGCUACCACAAACUAUGAAACCUGUCACAUACACUGUUGCAACUCCUGUGACAACAUCAACAUCCCAGCAGCCUGUAGUACAGACAGUUCAUGUUGUUCAUCAGAUCCCAGCUGUGUCUGUCACAAAUGUGACUGGAUUAGCACCAGCAAAUACUUUCACUGUAGCUGGACAAGCCGUGGUCACACAGGCAGCGAUGGUGGCCCAACCUAAGGGAGAACCUCAAGAGAAUGGAGACCACAAUGAAACGAAAGUUAAAGUGGAGCCUAUACCUGCCGUUAGCCAUACAACCAUAGGAGCUGCUAGUCGGAUCAUUCAGACAUCUCAGACGGCACCUUUACAGACGGUUACUCUAGUGCAACAGACACCUCUAGGUCAACACCAGCUACCAAUAAAAACUGUAACUCAGAAUGGAACACAUAUAGUACCCAUCACCACAGCAAUUCAAGGUCAGGCCAACACUGCUGCUGCAAGUCCCCUACACAUGUUAGCAACCCAUGCAUCUGCAUCAGCUUCUCUUCCAACAAAACGUCAGAACGGAGACCAGUCUGAUCAGCAAGAGUUGAAACGUAUCAAAACGGAGGAUGGAGAGAGCAUAGUCAUAGCUGUGAAUGUGGAAACUCCACCUGUGGCAGUGAGUGAACAAGGCAGCCAGAACUAGGAACUUAAGAGGAAUAUUUCUUUUUAGAAUGAUGCUCCGUGGUGCCAAAAGGAGACAUUGAAACACCUAAACUAUUGAACAUGUUCUCACAUGGUGGGGAAAGGGGCCCUGUGACUUCAACUUUCAGCACUGAGGAAAAAAAAACACAGGUGGCCUUAGAACUCCUUAAUUUAAAAAUCGAAACCAAACUGUCCCACAUCUUGUUCCAGAGGCUGUGACCCCUUUCCCCCCACUCCUCCUUGCCGUUCUGAAGUGACUCUUUAUAGAUAAGGAGAGAUACAAAAGUUGGAAGUCUGCAACUUUAAAAAGCUCUAUUGGAUUGAUUACUUUAAGGAUUGAGUAUCUCAGUAUAUCACAGCAUGAUAAGUACUUCAUGUGACUGGAUUUCAAACGAUUGUAUAUUCCUCAAAGGGAACAGAGGCAAGGAGCCAUUUCCUACAUCUUGGCAGCUAGCCUUUCAUAAUGACCUACCCAAUGCAGUUGUUGGUAGAUAUGCAGUAUUUUGUUGUUCACAUGUGGAAUUAGAAAUUUUUGAUGUGUACUUUCAUUUUAUUUUCAAAAUAAUGGGGUCUUUGACAUUUCAAAUCACUCCAUUUCUACUCCAGAAACUUUGGAAUCACACAGUACUUUUCAUGUGAAAUUUUGUUUGGUAAAACUGAAUGUAGGGUUUUUUAACCAAUGGAAUGAUUUAAUUUUGUCCUGUUAAAGUUCAGAUAAAGCUACUUUGUUACAUCUGCAAAUUUUCAUAUUUUAGCAGUUGCCUGAUAAAAUUUAAUCAGAUUUUAUUACCUUGUGUAGUGAUCAAAUGCUUCUUUGGGCUUGCAUGUUACUGAUUAGAAAUACAGUGUAAAUGAGCCGUUAACUGACGUUCAAGAACUGCUAUGAUGAAUUUGACCAGAGCUGCACUUAUCUGUUUCUCUUUCUUGCUACCUUUUGCUGUUUGUUACUUUGUGUUGACUUUGAUUGUCCCUGGCUUAUUUUUCCAGUCUAAAGUAAAACAAGAGUCUCGCUUAAUAUUGUGUAUGUUUAAAAUGGCAGACUGUUCUUCAUUUAGAAAAGAGAAAAUUCUUUAUCACAAGUCCUUUUAAAAAGAGAAAAAAAACUUGUCAGAGGUAUAUCCAAUAUUUUUCAGCAUAAGCGCCCACCAGUAGAAAUUAAUCUGAUGAGUUUAUCUUUAACUUUUGAUGUCCUGCACAGACCUUCUGGGGUCUGCAUUAAGAGUAGCUGUUGAGGUUUUCUAACAGUGGCUACCAUACUAUAAUAAAUGUGGUUUUUUUUAAAGUGUGUGUUCUGCAGUUGAACAUUUUAAAGGAUACUUCUCAGAGUUGUGAUUGUAGAAUCCACCUUACAUUUCAGAACUGAACUAAAAGCUAAGACUGUUUUUUGUCUUUCAUUCACAUGCUGUCUUGUCCCUUCAUAUUAAGGUGAGUUAAAGGUAAAGACUGGCUUGAACCUUUGAUUUGCCCUUUUUUGGCAAUACCAUUAUUUAUAUAUAUUUUUUCAUUUUGAGAAGAAUCUGUAUUUUCAUGAUGGACUGAAAUGGCUUGGAAUGGCUUAUAUUUAGUCAGUUUUUGAAAACUGUUUAUCUGAAGACCAAAUAUGAGAAAUCUGUACCAAGUAUCAUGUUAACCCACACAGUAGAGCUGUCACAGUGUCAAUCUGGAUAAUACAUAUUAAAAGAUUAUGAAAAAAUGCUGUACACUAGCUGGAUUUAUAACAGCCACUAUAAGCUGGGUAAAGCAAAAGAAUUUAUGUAACUGCAGCAUUCUACUUUUUGUGCUGUGGUCACUUAAUUUAGAAAUAAUUAAACUGAAUUAUUGGCAAAACAUUUGGUUAUAAACCUACUAUUUCAUGAGUAUUAGGCAAACUGCUGCAAGUUUUUGAAUAAAAAAAUCUGGUGAAA